Messenger RNA from Aspergillus versicolor CBS 583.65, 3586 nucleotides. RefSeq lists its product as uncharacterized. NCBI's taxonomy places the organism in Eukaryota, Fungi, Ascomycota, Eurotiomycetes, Eurotiales, Aspergillaceae. Gene Ontology annotation, molecular function: oxidoreductase activity, acting on the CH-OH group of donors, NAD or NADP as acceptor; iron ion binding; monooxygenase activity. Gene Ontology annotation, biological process: fatty acid metabolic process. The transcript has 6 exons. Bases 16 to 3462 code for a protein of 1148 amino acids. The record is from RefSeq and is a predicted model, not a curated record.
UUGGUCACUUGAAUCAUGUCAAGCCAGCAAUUCUACCUCUUAGGAGAAGCGGCAUCGUCCGCCAAAGCCAUUGAAGUCGACACCAAGUCAAGUGUUGAACAGCUCAAGAACCUUGUCGCCGCCCACUUUGCCAUUGUCGAGCCAAAUGGAAUCGGGUUCCAAGCAAACAAUGAAUACCUGAUGGAAAUCGCCGACAUCGUUGCCGCCACAGAACCAAUAGGCAUUAGUAUCGAUGGCAGCGGUGUACGGGAACCCGAAGGCCCCAGCGGUCUUCCAUACGUGGGUAACUACCUCGAGGUGUAUCCCGACCACCUUGGCAACCACCAGCGCCUGUUCGACCGAUACGGCCCAAUCUUCAAGACGACCAACCUUGGCCGUAUAACAUAUCAAACAAACGACCCUACAAUCUCCGCGAUCGUCUUCUCGGAGUCGGACUUCUUCUCUAAGAAAAUCAACGAAGCACACCCACUCCAUGCGCUCAAGACGCCUGCUGCUGGUGUCUUCUUAGGCGACACUGACACGCCCGAGUGGAAGGUAGCACAUAAGUUCUUGCCGCCAGCCCUUGGACCUAAGGCAGUGCGACACUAUGCGCCGACGAUGCAGCGGACAGUUGAAGAUGCGUUUACGGUAUUCGACGCCCUUGACGAGGGUGACCAGGCAUGGAACGUGUACCAGUAUAUGUUAAAACUGGGCUCUCAAGCCGUUGGGAAGUUGACGCUUGGACUGGACUUCCAACACUUCACAGAGCCCGGUGCGCCGGUUCAUGAGAUGGUACAUGCCAUUGCUGAGCUGCUAUCACUUAAUAAGGAGGUUACCUCCAAGGGUGACUGGUACGGCAAGUUGCCAUUCGGAGCGCCCAAGAGGCUGCGGAACUUGAAGUCACGGAUCGAGGAGAUGGUGCAAGAGUCUAUCAAUAGCGCAGCACGAGGAGGAAUUACCGACUUGCCGCUCCAGGAGGCAGCUCUGGAGGCUUCUAACAUGGUUGACUACGCUAUCCGCGCUACAGAUAACAAAGGCGAGAAACUACCAAAGGAGAGCCUAGUCUGGGCCCUCGUCGUGGCAACGGCAGCUGGAUUCACCACAACCAGCUCUCUCCUCUCAUGGCUGAUAUACGGUCUCGUCACAUACCCGGGGAUGCAGGAGCGACUCCUCCAAGAACUGGUCGACAACGGCAUCACAGAAGACACCGAGCUCACGGCCGAAAUCACGGACAAGCUCGUCUUCCAAGACAAAUUCAUCAAGGAAACACAGCGCAAACACAACCCAUCCUUCCAGCCCGGCCGAACCGCAAAGGCCGACUUGGUUCUUCCUGGCGGCUACAAAAUCCCGAAAGACUCGGUUGUUAUUCCUGCGCUUCACCAUAUCCAUAAUAACCCUGAGAUAUGGGAUAACCCGGCCCGAUUCAACCCUGACCGCUGGGAUACGCCUGAAGUGAAGGGGAGACAUAAGGCGGCGUAUAUCCCGUUUGCGAUGGGGCAGCGCAUGUGCAUUGGGUUUAACUUUGCGCUGCAGGAGGUGAAGAUCUUCUUGCCGAAGCUGAUCUAUCGGUAUAACUUUGUUCGAGAGGGGAAUGGGCCGAUUGAGUAUGAUCCCAUGUUCCAGUUGAUUCGACCGAACAACUUGUAUACUUUGGACUUAUUUUGCAUCACCACCAUACAUACCAUGCAUCCAACCUGGUCACCACCAAAUGACUACCAAAACCGCCCUGUCGCGGUUCUGGGUGCUGGAGUCCUUGGAAGGAGAAUCGGCUGCAUCUGGGCCUCUGCCGGCUACAACGUCCACCUGCGCGACCCCAGCCCCGAGCAGCUUACCGCUGGCAUCGCCUAUAUCGACCAAGAAGUGUCAGCCUACGCAACCAAGACCGGUAGAUCACCAGGCAAAGCACAACCAUUCACAACUCUCGAAGAUGCCGUAGAAACAGCGUGGCUGGUGAUCGAGGCCGUCCCCGAGAAACUCCCACUCAAGAUCUCGACCUUUGCUGAGUUAUCGGCUUGCGCGCCGAAGGACUGUAUCCUAGCUUCCAACUCCUCGUCAUACAAAUCAUCGGAGAUGCUGGAUAAAGUUCCCGAGGAAGUCAAGCCGCGCAUCUUGAAUAUGCACUACUAUAUGCCGCCGAAGUGCAUGAUCGUUGAACUGAUGACGGACGGGUUCACCAGUGAGGAGAUUUUCCCGUUCAUGGUUGAGAGGUGUCGUGAGGGCGCGACAGCGCCUUAUGUUGCAAGAAAGGAGUCGACGGGGUUUAUAUUCAAUCGUCUUUGGGCGGCUGUGAAACGCGAAGUACUUACUAUCCUGUCUGAGGGAGUGUCUGUGCCUGAAGAGAUCGACGCUAUGUGGGAGACUAUGUUUAUUGAAGGGCGUAGCUUGCCUUGUAAAAUGAUGGAUCAGGUCGGUCUCGACACCGUCGCCUUCAUCGAGCAGCACUACGUGUACGAACGCAGCCUAUCCUCCGAAAAGACCGUCGACUACUUAACAACAAACUACAUCGACCAGGGCAAACUCGGAAACAAAUCGGCCAAGGGCGGCCUGUAUCCUCCAACCCAACCAGAGACAAACGAGCACCGUAUUCUAGCCCUGGACGUCGGACUUGCGGCAUCAACUGCUACCACAUCUGUCGGAACACCAGUGGGCCAGAUCCUCUCCUUCACCCCGGAUGGAACGCAGCACUCCGCACUAGUUGAUCAGCAGCUUCUCCCAGACGGAAUCACGGUGGAUUACGGCACAAACCGUCUUUUCUGGACAAACAUGGGUAUUCCGGGGCGAUUGGACGGGUCGGUAUGCUCUGCCUCGCUAGAUGGAAGCGACAUCCGUACAGUCAUUGAACCUGGGACGAUAAACACACCUAAGCAACUCACCAUCGACAGAGAGGCCAAAAAACUGUAUUUCUCUGAUCGAGAGGGGUGCGCGGUGUAUCGGUGCAGCCUCGACGGGUCAGAGCUCGAAAGAUUAGUCUCACGACCGCAGAAGACGGACAGCCCAUCGGACGUGCGGGACUGGUGUGUUGGAAUUGCCGUCUCAGGACAGUAUAAUAGGUUCUACUGGACGCAGAAGGGGGCACCGAAGAGCGGGAAGGGGAGGAUAUUCAGCGCGCCUAUUGAUGCGCCGCCUGGUGUCCUGGAGAACGGGUGUGAUGAUAGCGAACUGUGUAUUUUAAGUGGACUCCCUGAGCCGAUUGAUCUGGAGGUUGACGAGGAGAGGGGCGAGCUGUACUGGACAGACCGGGGAGAGUUGCCUUUCGGCAAUGCGCUGUACCGAGUCAAGCUAAGCGAAGAGGGGAGCCCAGUAGGAAAGCCCGAGAUUGUCACGCGCGGCCUUCAUGAGGCGAUCGGAUUGAGUGUCGAGAAGUCUGGCGAUAUUGUUUUGACCGACUUGGGUGGGAGUAUCUAUCGCUGUGACCGCAGUGGGAAGAAGGAGGUUUUGUAUAGCGAGGAUGGACGGGCCUUUACCGGUGUUCUUAGCAUUUGAUAUAUACAGAUAAAAUUGGGUAGCUGCAGAUAAAUGCCCCAUAUUGCAUUAUCGCAAUGGGUCUGGUUAGAAAUGUAAUUCUCCUGGUAGCAAUAUCUCCGCAUUCCACGUCUGAUAUCAAAGG